Molecule: messenger RNA, 1506 nt
Organism: Paramecium tetraurelia
Lineage: Eukaryota; Ciliophora; Oligohymenophorea; Peniculida; Parameciidae
Exons: 8
Source: RefSeq, a predicted model, not a curated record
AUGUCGUUGCAAUUCUCACCUAAUGUUAACUAGGUAUUAGGGGCUUUUUAGAGAGUUGGAUUAAAUUAAGGACAAGCAUAUUAACCUGAUUAGAUAUAUUAAGCAUUAGAUCAAUUAACUAAUUAAGCGUAUGAUAGAGAUGUUGCCAAUUAAAUAUAUGAAUAAUGCACUCCAAAUCAAAGAGGCCAAGUUUAAAUCGAAGAGUUUUCACAGAUCUUGAUAUCAGCUGAUGCAAUGUUAAAGAAAAAGAUUCGAGAUACCGAAUAAUAAGUUUUGUAACUGGUUGAGGAAUCAAGAGACUGCCAACGACAAGUCAAAGAAAUAAAAUACACUUAAUAACAGAAUCAAUUCGGGAUAGAUACUGAUUCAUCACUCAAUUUAAUGAUCAAAUCUGCCUCAGGAAUAACGAAUUCGGAUUUUAUUCAGAGUUACGUAUCAAUAUCGGUUGAUAAUAACGAACAAGUUGCCUAAUAGACUGGAGGAGACAAGUUCCAUCCAAUAUUUAAUGAGCAAUUCGGAUUCCAAAUUAAAACUGGAAGGGAGAAUAUCACUUUGAGUUUAUUGAUCUAAGAUCGAAAUCAAAAGAAAUCCUUAGUCGGAUAAGCCAAGAUAGAUAUAUCCUAAUUGUAAGAUCAACAAGUUCAUUCUCUCCAACUCUAGUUGCAAAGUGAUAGGCAAUAAUACGCUACCCCAACCAUAUAAUUUGAUGUUCAAUGGAUUUAUAAUAAGCUGAAGUAUUACCAAGAAAUGAUCUCUAAACUUGAAGUUGAUAUUUAAUAACACUAGAACGAUAUUGAGGAUUAUAAAAGAGAUCUAUUUGUAGUUUAAUAGCCCUUCAUGGACAAUAAUUAGAGAUAGAAUCUCCAAUCCUCUUUGAAACCACAAAACUCUUCAAAGGUCCAAACCAAUUCGGCCUUGAUGUAUUAACAACAAUAAAACUAACCACAAAUAUACAAGCCAACACCUCCCCAAUAAUCUUAUCGAUAGAAUCAGGAUAAUAUUCAACCUCAAUAUUAGGGAGAAGCAACAGAUGAACUUAGUGAUGAAAUAUAUUACGGAUUCAUUUUGUAUCUCUUGAUGAUUGUGUUGUCCAUGUUCUAAUGCUUUGCAAGACCAGCCUAUGUGGAUAUUUUAUUAGGGACUAUGUACUUGUUGAUUAUUUGCAGAGAUUGUUUUAAUCCAGAGUACUUAAAAAUCUUGGGAGCCAUCACUGUUUUUACGGUAGUCCUAGAUAUUUUCUGGAUUGCAAUUUACAAAAAUUGGUGGAAUGGCACAGACAAAACUCUUCCAACUUGGGGAGAAGCAGGGGAUCCUAUUGUUAGAAUAACUAUAGUGUUUUGCAUAUUCAACAUGAUUCUAAAGACUGCCUUAUGUUAUAUAAUUUUCCAUUAUUAUAAAGAAGCCUAAUCAAAUUAGGUCUUAAAGUUCAAAGUAUGGUAGUUGGAAUUUCAGAUCGGAAUAUUAAAAUAAAAUCUCUUUACUUUAGACAAGAGACUCUUAUCUUGA